AUGUUACUAAUAAUCUAUAUUCCAUCAUUAGUUCAGAUAUUUCUUCUUGCUCCAUGUUUUAGUGAUCAAGAAGUUGCUCAGAGUCGAGCAUUGACUUAUAUUCCGCAUUAUGAUGUGAGAAAUGAAACUAUUUCAUCAGUGAUUGUAGAAGGAAAUUUAUCAGUUAUUUAUACAAUAAUUCAUAUUUGUGCCCCAAUUUAUCCAGUUUAUAUUGCAAUUUGUAUAAUUCGUCGAAAAAUAAUACAGACACUCGAAUCAGUUGAAAUUAUUUCAAAAGAUACGAAAGCAAUGCAUCAACAAUUAUUAAAAUGUCUAACUUUCCAAGCUAUAAUUCCAGUUUUUCUUUUAAUCGGAGUUUGUAUUUUUCUCACUUGUUAUUUUUUCAUCACUACUCCCAUUCUAGAAAGUGCAGUAUUUUGCAUUGCCAUUUUUACGCCAACUUUGUCUCCAGUCACUUAUUUGUAUUUUGUUCGACCUUAUCGAUUGUUUUUCAAGAAACCAAAUGAGAUUGCGAGUCGAUUUGCUGAAACUACAAAAAAUCCGAAUUCCCAAUAUUUGUCAAAAGCUGAAACAUCCUAA
Messenger RNA from Caenorhabditis angaria, 579 nucleotides. NCBI's taxonomy places the organism in Eukaryota, Metazoa, Nematoda, Chromadorea, Rhabditida, Rhabditidae. The record is from the annotation of a GenBank genome assembly.